AUGAGGAACGAGUGGCUUGUAGCUCUUGCUGCUGCGGCAGUCGCCCACGGCGAAGACCUAGCACAUUCCCCUCCCUCUUAUCCAUCUCCAUGGGCCAAUGGCCAAGGUGAAUGGGCCGAGGCCUACCAGAAGGCCGUCGAUUUCGUUUCACAAUUGACAUUGGUCGAAAAGGUCAACCUGACCAGCGGUAUUGGUUGGGAAGGAGGACAAUGUGUGGGAAACAGUGGAAGCAUCCCUAGCAAGGACUUCCCCGGUCUCUGCAUGCAGGACUCUCCGCUCGGCGUUCGUUUCGCUGACUACGUGUCUGCCUUCCCCGCUGGCAUUAACGUUGCCGCUACCUGGGACCGCGAUCUUGCCUACAAACGCGGCCAGGCAAUGGGUUCGGAGCACCGAGACAAAGGUGUCGACGUCCAGCUCGGUCCUGUUGCUGGCCCGCUGGGCAGAACCCCCGAAGGAGGCCGUAACUGGGAGGGCUUUUCCCCGGAUCCAGUCUUGACCGGACACCUGAUGGGAAAAACCAUCGAGGGCAUCCAGGACGUCGGUGUCAUUGCUUGUGCAAAGCACUACAUUGGUAACGAACAGGAGCACUUCCGCCAGGGCUCCCAGGGCAACUACACCGUCUCCGACGCCAUCAGUUCUAACAUCGACGACAAGACCCUGCACGAGCUGUAUCUGUGGCCAUUCGCCGAUGCCGUCCGCGCCGGUGUCGGUUCCUUCAUGUGCUCCUACAACCAGGUGAACAACAGCUAUGCUUGCGGUAACAGUUAUCUGUUGAACCAUGUGCUCAAGGGUGAGCUCGACUUCCAAGGCUUUGUCAUGACCGACUGGAGUGCGCAACACAGCGGUGUCGGAGACGCCCUUGCUGGAACCGACAUGGAUAUGCCCGGUGAUGUUGCUUUUGACAGUGGCACUGCUUUCUUUGGAUCUAACUUGACUAUCGCUGUGCUCAACGGAACCGUUCCCGAGUGGCGUGUUGAUGACAUGGCUGUCCGUAUUAUGUCUGCCUAUUAUAAGGUUGGCCGGGACCGUACUCGCGUUCCCACCAACUUCGACUCGUGGUCCCAAGAUACUUAUGGCCCCCUGCAAUUCUACGCCAAUGAGACCUACACCAAGAUUAACGACCAUGUUGAUGUUCGUGCCGACCACGCCAAGAUCAUCCGAGAAAUCGGUAGCGCCAGCGCUGUUCUUCUCAAGAACGUCAAUGGUGCUCUCCCUUUGACCGGAACCGAGAAGAGCGUCGGUGUCUUCGGCGCAGAUGCCGGUUCUAACCCUGGCGGCGUCAACGGCUGCGCUGAUCGCGGGUGUGACGAGGGCACUUUGGCUAUGGGAUGGGGUAGCGGUUCGGACAACUUCCCUUAUCUGGUCACUCCUGAGCAGGCAAUUCAAGCCGAGGUCAUCAAGAACGGAGGUGUCUUCACCGCCAUCACCAACCAGAGUGCCACGGACCUGGCCCAGGCUGCCGCUAGACAGGCAUCGGUAUCUCUGGUUUUUGCCAACGCCGAUUCUGGAGAAGGUUACAUUGAUGUCGAUGGCAACACUGGUGAUCGCAACAACCUGACCCUUUGGCAAAAUGGCGAGGCCUUGAUCAACGCUGUUGCAAGCGAAUGCAACAACACUAUCGUGGUCCUCCACACCGUGGGGCCCGUUCUGGUUGAGAGCUGGUUGCACCACCCCAACAUCACUGCCGUUCUCUGGGCCGGAUUGCCCGGACAGGAGAGUGGAAACUCCUUGGUCGAUGUCCUUUACGGCACCGUCAACCCAGGUGGAAAGACUCCUUUCACCUGGGGUAAGCAGCGCUCUGACUGGACAACGGAUAUUCUCUACGCCCCUAACAAUGGCGAGGGUCCUCCCCAGCAAGACUUCACCGAGGGUAUCUUCAUCGACUACCGUCACUUUGACAAGGCCGACAUCACUCCCACCUUUGAGUUCGGCUACGGUCUGAGCUACACUGGCUUUUCCUUCUCGGGACUUGACGUCAAGCCCGAGCCCGCUGCACCUUAUACUCCCACCAAGGGCAAGACCGGAGCAGCUCCUACGUUUGGCAGUGUCAAGGAUGCCUCUGCUUACGUCUACCCUGACGACAUCAACCGCAUCGACGCCUACAUUUACCCGUACAUCAACUCUACCGACUUGAAGGCUUCUUCCGGUGACCCCCACUACGGCUGGGACUCGAAGAAGUACAUUCCCAAGGGUGCCCAAGACGGCUCGGCUCAGCAUCUCAACCCAGCUGGCGGCAGCCCUGGUGGUAACUCUGGCUUGUAUGAUGUUGUCGCUACCGUCUCAGUGGACAUCAAGAAUACCGGCGCUGUCGUUGGUGACGAAGUUCCUCAAGUCUACAUCUCUCUUGGCGGCCCUAACGAGGCACCCAAGGUGCUCCGUGCCUUUGAACGUAUCACGAUCCAACCGGGUCAACAAACCACAUGGACUACUACCCUGACUCGACGAGAUGUCUCCAACUGGGACACCGCCAGCCAGAACUGGGUGGUCACUGACUACCCCAAGACAGUUUACGUUGGCAAUUCGUCGCGAAACCUGCCCCUCAAGGCUACUUUGACUUUGAACAGCUCUUGA
Messenger RNA from Talaromyces rugulosus, 2571 nucleotides. RefSeq lists its product as uncharacterized. Gene Ontology annotation, biological process: glucan catabolic process. Gene Ontology annotation, molecular function: beta-glucosidase activity. NCBI's taxonomy places the organism in Eukaryota, Fungi, Ascomycota, Eurotiomycetes, Eurotiales, Trichocomaceae. The record is from RefSeq and is a predicted model, not a curated record. Bases 1 to 2571 code for a protein of 856 amino acids. The transcript has 5 exons.